This is a messenger RNA of Osmia bicornis bicornis, 1274 nucleotides long. Its product is annotated as rho-associated protein kinase 2-like. The transcript has 6 exons. NCBI's taxonomy places the organism in Eukaryota, Metazoa, Arthropoda, Insecta, Hymenoptera, Megachilidae. The record is from RefSeq and is a predicted model, not a curated record. Bases 80 to 1264 code for a protein of 394 amino acids.
GCCCUAACAGAAAAGAAAUAAUGAAUAUGUGAUACAGGUCUGUAUUAGUUCAUCGGUAAGUGAUCUAUCAGACUGUGCCAUGAAAUCUCAUCGUAAUUGUUUAAGGCCAAGUGCAAAAUGUGUUCAACAUCAACGAAGUAAUGCAUUGAUAAAACACCAUAUGAUGGAUAUGAGGAAACUACAGGCACAGAAUGAAUAUUUAAAAAAUCAGUUGGUAGAAUAUCGGGGGAAUCAUAAUGGAAAUGCGGAUAAUUAUAUAUCCGCAAGUGUCAGUCGAUUAACUGCUGAUGUAAUUGCUUUAAAAGCUAAGUUGCCAGAGGUGCAGAAAAUAAGAAGUUACUUAGAGGAAAGUUACAAAGAAACUAUACAAGAGUAUCAUUAUUCAGUUGUAGAACAAUUUACUAAAUUAAAGCAUCAAUUAGAGGAUGAGCGAAUGAAGAACGAGACACUGAAUAACAGCAUAAUUAUGAUAAGUGAAAAGUUAGAAGAAAUCAUCCAUGGUAAGGUAAGAGGUGAAAGUUUUAUUUUUAAAGCAAGAAGUACACAAGUUAUUUUUAAGGAUAAAGGAAUUAAAGAGAUGGAGAAACAGUGGAUGGACAAAAUUAAUUUAAUAUGCGAACGAUUUGAUGCGCUAACAAGAGAAAAGGAUAAAGAGCUGCAACAGAAACAAGAUUUACUUGAAAAGAAAGACGCUGAAUUGUUAAAGAAAGAUGCGGGAAGGAAAGAAGAAAUUGAAACGUUGAGCGAUAAAAUUUCUGAUUUAGAAGCAAAAUUGGAAACCAAGAUUAAAGAUGGGGAUAAAUUGCAGGCAAUGUUAAUUGAGCAAUAUACAACAAUGAAAGAAGAAUUCAGCAAAAUGAGAAUUGAAAUAGAUCACGAAAGUCAAAAGCAAAAUGAACACUUAAUGUCUAAAGUUUCUGCUUUGAAGAAAGCUGUGAUGAAGCUUGAAAAGUCGAAAGAAAGAUUGGAAUACGAUUAUGAGAAGAAAAUGUCUAACAUAAUUAAGAACAAGGAUAUAGAAAUAAAAACCUUACAACUACGAUUACAAGAACAGAAAAAUGAGUUAUGUACGUAUUUGAAUAGAAAAAAGCAAAGUGAAAUGGACAAAGUUGUUGGCUUGCUAGAGGAACAAUAUAGAACGCUUCUAGCAGAAACAGAGGCUAAAGCAGAAUGUCAGACCCAGGAGUAUCUCAGGAGAAUAGCUGCCCUAGAAAAUCAAAUACUUCAUAUGAAGAAUGUUCGACUGGAGUCUAUAGAACAGUAAAGUAGCUUAU